AUGGCCAGGAUUGAAGAUGCACUAAAGGACUUGCUUCAUAGCAAGGAUACCGAGUACUCUGGUGAUGUUGGAGAAUAUCCCCAGCAUAAGGGCCGGUGUCCAGCACAUGGAGCAUUAGGUCUGACGCCUUUACCAGUCCGAACACCCCUGACUCCUGCAAAGUCGUUAGAAGACUACAGUCUACAUCGAGCACUGCUUGCAUCUGUGUCACCAGCCGUGUCAGCUUCAGCGGAGACUGAUAGCACUAACGCACACCCCUUGCUAGCAGCAUUUCCCACCGAAGAGGACGUGAAGAUAUUGCUCUUUGAAAGCUAUAGAACUUCACGCUAUACGUUGCUCGUCUAUACCCAGCCGCACAGUCAAUUGACCCCAGAGAACCUUGGGGCACCGUUUCUCCCUGAACAAUGUUUUACUGCCAGUACCCAUCCAGUCAUCAUCGCCAAACGUAUGCUCAUCCUAGCAAUCACAGCCCAGGCCCCAUGUGAAGAAUUCCUCGGACUUUCGGAGUCACCAACCGUACUCAGUCGCCGCUUAGUUACGGUCGCAGUGUCAUGGUUGGCGACCCAGGAUGAGAUUCACAGUUCCGUCGACAGCUUAGUGUGUAUAAUUCUCGAAGCUGUCUAUGAAACAAAUUGCGGCAACUUGCGUAGAGCAUGGAUUAUCUAUCGCAGGGCAAUGGCGGUUGCCCAAACGAUGGGCCUACACCGAUCACCAGUACCUCCUGUAAAACAGGUGGAUGCUGCACUUAACGUUGACCUGGAGUUCAUAUGGUUCCGUAUCAUCUAUAUGGACAGGUAUCUUAGCUUGUUGCUUGGCUUGCCACAAGCAACAAGUGAUAAGAGCAUAGGAGUUUCAUUGAACUCGCAGUUUGAACCGCCGCUUGGUCAAUUUGAGCGACAGCUUAACAUCGUUGCGUCGCUUAUUCUAGAACGCAACGACCGUACCUUUACUAUGGACGACAUUGUUACAACAAAAACUAUAGAUUCUAAAUUGCUUCAGAUAUCGACCAAUAUGCCUGCAAGUUUCUGGCGACCUCCCAAUUUCCAGACGCUCGCUGUAGGGUCACCCGAUAAUCUCCUAGAAGCAAUACGGUUAUCAGCUCACGUAUUUUACUGCGGCUUACUGAUCCAGCUUCAUCUGCCGUUUAUGAUGCAUGGAAUAAACAAUAACGUCAAUCCUGAGUAUUCCAAGAUGACGUGCGUUAACGCCAGUAGGGAGAUUCUAUCUCGUUUCAUUGCUCACCGGAACUUCCAGCCCAAGUCAUCGUGCUCACGACCCGUUGACUUCUUUGCGCUUCAAGCCUCAAUGACACUUUUACUUGCUCAUUUGGAUUCUCAUAACCACCACACCACAACAAAUUUUCUAGCCCACCAACGUCUCAGUGACCGCGCCGUGCUGGAUCAAGUGUUGGAGAGAAUGGAUCUGAUGAGAGACAACAAUAAAGAUGUAGUCAUGAGAGAUGCAGGUGGACUGAUUCGUCAAUUAAUCGAGAUCGAGGCGGAUGCAGCCAAUGGAGGUCGCUAUAAUGCUAGCACGCUUGUAGUGGAUGAACAAGACGGUAUGAAACGUAUUGCAGAUGAGGGUUGUGGCGAACUGCGUUUACCCAUUCCAUACCUUGGAACGAUCAAGAUAACUCGACAGGGAACUAUCUGCCGCGAGCUAUUACAACAGGCCACUACGAUAGGGCCGUAUCAAACUCCACAGACCAAUUUUCCGUCUCAGGAGCCAGUCUACAAUUCGUUUGCAUCCGUGCAUCAUACAUCACCGUCUUCCAAUGUCCACGAGCCAUUAAAUCAGUUGCAGGUUCCUCCCCGAAGAUCUCCAUAUCCUAGGGAGAUAAUGGCACCGGCACAGCUCAACAAUCAGCUUCAUCUUGAAGAUGCCUCCGCGGGGAUGCAUGAUUGGGCGUUUCAGGGUACUGAUGUGGCUUUCUUUGAUAGUUUAAUGAGAGCAUAUCCUGAUAUAGGACAGUAG
Molecule: messenger RNA, 1974 nt
Organism: Talaromyces amestolkiae
Lineage: Eukaryota; Fungi; Ascomycota; Eurotiomycetes; Eurotiales; Trichocomaceae
Exons: 2
Coding region: 1-1974 (657 amino acids)
Biological process (GO): DNA-templated transcription
Molecular function (GO): zinc ion binding; DNA binding
Source: RefSeq, a predicted model, not a curated record